Messenger RNA from Ambispora leptoticha, 2070 nucleotides. Lineage: Eukaryota; Fungi; Glomeromycota; Glomeromycetes; Archaeosporales; Ambisporaceae. The record is from the annotation of a GenBank genome assembly.
AUGCAUACGGUACCAAGUAUAUGCCCUUUUUCCGGCUGUGGCAAAAGCGUUGAUGUUGAUGAAACUCAGAGACGGGACUCUGUAUCUUCUCAAAUAAGUGGCACAUCAACUCUAGUUGAUGAAUUUACUCAUAAUAUUGAGAUUAAUUCGCAAAGAAUUUUCUCCCAGGAUCGAGACGUGGAUAUGGCCGAGGAAAAUAGCGAUAAUACACGUCACGAAAUCUUAAGAGCAUAUUACUUCUUUGGAGAGGAACUGGAGAAACGUCUCACCAACUAUAAACAAUAUAUGGAAGAGCAUGAGGCCCAGAAGAAAAUCAACGAAGAAGUCAGAGAUCAGCUCCAAAAGAAGUUACUAAACAUGCACUCCGAAAGAAAACAGAAAGAGCCAGAAAAGAGAAAAGUUCUAGAUUGCAUAAAAAAAGAUCUUGAAGAAGUGGCAAAUUUAGACGAUUUUGAUAUGACUCGCAAGAGAAAAGCUCAAGAUAUCCUCGACAACUGGAAGUUCGACGCUUGGCGCAAGCUGGGUCUGCUAGCCUCCAGUGACGAACUGCUAGUUCGACGCCUAAAUUGGACUGCACAAAAGAACCCAAAACGUUCUGGCGCAAAGAUUGAGAAUCUUCAGGUAAAGAAGAUAAAGCAGUUCAAUCACGCGACCCAAUUCAACAAUAGCCAUAAUAUAAUGUUUGGAGGACAUCAAGAAAUAAUAAAUACCGAAGGAACUUCAACUCAGGAAGGAGAACCUUCUUCGGCUGGGAUGAGACUUAGGGAAAAAAAGAAAGUCUGUUAUAUCGAAAGCCCAACAGUGACGGAUUCCUCUGGUUCGGAAUACCAAGAUAAACCUAAGAAGAUCAAAACGAAUAAAGAAACGAAAAUAAGAAGUUCUAGCUCUCCAGCCGGAAGUUUAAGUAGUUCCCAGUCAAGUAUUCCACGACAAACACCGGAUUUGGUAACAGACAGUGAUGACAUAGUCGAGCAGGUGCAGAUGUCAGAGGAGGAUUUUAAUAAGUUCACAAAGGCAUUCCAAAAACUUGAAAAUACAAAAAAAUGGGUAUUAACAUCUGGGAAGGUUGUUGAAGAUGAGUUAUACAAGUUUGGCAUGAGAUGCAAUUAUGAACAUCUCUGUCAUUCUUUUAUAAUUGAUCCGGAAGACAGAAGCUUUGUUGAAGAAAAUAUUUUCUCCCCUUCUGAACUCAAAGAAAUUUAUACAUACAAUCAAAAAUCAUUUCCGAAUUUGCCCCAAGAUUUGUUAGAAUAUCUUGGUAGUUACCAACUGGCACCUUACAACCGACAAAGGGAUUUUGACAGGGAUUGGAUAAAGAACACCGUUGACAAUUUUAUUCGUGAAUAUGAAGCAGACAGCCUAAAAAAAGGAGAUCAUUUAGAAGGAUGGUUACUGUCACAUGUAUGGUUGUUCAUAGACAAGGCGUUUGAGAACAUAGAAGGUGUCGAAGUAAUUAGGGGAGAAUCUUAUCAAUUCGAUGACUUAUGCAUUCAUAUGGGAUCGAAAGAAAAAAAAGUCAGAAAGCUUGAGACUAUCGGAUUCAUUCAUGCAGGACUUUCUGUACUAUUGCUCAGAUUAGAUUCUCCGGCAGGAUAUGUUAGUAGAAUCUCUCGUUCUAAAAUGCUGACCAUCCCAUCAAAUAUCAGUGAGUUUUGCAAAGGAGUUCUUCCAGCCAUUAAACUUGCGUGGAAGGCAAAGAAAAUCGUUAGCAAUGUCAUUGAGAUGAUGAAUGAAAAUGACGAGGAAAAUCCACUCCAGGCCCUCCAACAAUCAUGCGAGAACACAUCAAUUCUUUCUCCUCCACGGCAUGUAAUUUGUCGCACAACCAGUUUUGAUACUCCAAGUAGUAAGGAUAAAAAAGGUACUUCAAGCAAUACGAAUACUCCAAACAAGGAUAUUAAUGAUGUUGCUAAAAUUUUGAAAGUUAUCAGUGAGAAAGUCUACUGUGGCAAAUUUUUCUCAUAUUCACAGUUACCAAUACCCUCAAUCAUAGACUUCUGGAGACAAUUAACCAGAUUUUCUUCAUGUGCUUUUUAUCUCUGGCUUCGAGCAUUUAUGCGAGGUGGUUAA